AGCAGCGUGCGCAGGCCGGCAGCAGAAGAAGAAGAUCAUCAUGGUGGAGCAGAGCGGGGUCCGCGUGGUUCGCUGCGGCGGCAAUAAAAUCAAUUUCAGAGCUCCGAUCAUCACUAAAGACUGCAGGUUCCUGAUAUGUGGUUCAGGUGAUUCAGUAAAAGUGUUCAGCACCAGCACAGAAGAGUGUGUUCAUGUGCUAGAAGGCCACACAGAUCAAGUGACUGGAGUCGCCUUGAAUCCAGCCAACCACCUUCAGGUCUACUCUUGCUCAGCAGAUGGCACUGUUAGACUGUGGGAUUUCAUCGAUGGGAUCCUCAUCAAGACAUUCAUAUUUGGAUACCCAAUAUUGUCUUUAUAUGUCUCGGAGAAACAUGCUGGAGUCAUAUUUGUUAUUGUUGCUAUGGAAAAUCAGAAUAAAGGUGAGAACUUCCAAUUGUUGGCUCUACAUCUCCCCAAGGUGCCAGACCAAGAAGUGGAGGCAAAGGACAUGUUUGCAGUUUUGUGUGAUAUUAGCCCCAACCCUGGUUCCACAGCUUUUGGACAAGGGGGUGAAUAUAUCGCCUCUGCUUUGGGUCUCCGCCUCAAUGUGUAUUUCUUCCGGAAGCAGAAAACAUACCGGUUUUCUCUGAAGGCCACAGAUAAGAAGGGUGCCAAAAAUGCCUUCACCUGUGUAGCCUGUCACCCUAAAGACGACUGCAUCGCUACUGGACACGAAGACGGCAAGAUCCGCCUCUGGAGAAACUUCAAUCAGAAAAAAGAGUACACAUAUUCCACUCAGCACUGGCACCACAACGCUGUCAGCUCGCUGUGUUUUACUCCAGAGGGCAUGCACCUUCUGAGUGGAGGUGUGGAGUCUGUGCUGGUACAGUGGCACUGUGAGGAAGUGAACAAGAAGGACUUCCUUCCUCGUCUGGGUGGAGCCAUCUCUCAUAUCGCUGUGUCUUCUGAUGGACAGAUGUACUGCACGAGCCACUCAGAUAACAAGAUCAACAUCAUCCACUGCAGCUUCAAACUCUCAGCAGUGAUUCAGGGCCUGGUUAAAGGAAACAUUUGGACGGAUCUAGUGAUUGAUUCGCGGACCAAAGCUCUGGUGAUGAACGGAAGGCCGGGCCAUCUUCAGUUCUACUCCCUGCAGCAGGACAAGCAGCUUUACAGUCUGGACAUUGUGCAGCAGGAGUACAUCUAUGAGGAAGGACUGGACCAGUUUGAGGUGAUGAAGGCGGUGUUCGAUGUCCGAGGCAAUUGGCUGGCUACGGUGGAGGAGAGGGGUCGCGACUCAGAUCUCGAAUUCGCUCUUAAACUUUGGGGCUUCAAUGAGAGCGCUCAAAGCUUGGAGCUCAACACCACCAUAACGGCCGCCCACCAGGACAGGAUUACCUCCAUGUGCUUCAGCCCUUCCACUGAGACCACCAUGCUGGUGACCGCAGCCAAGGACGGCCAGUUCAAAGUCUGGCUGCUGGGAACAGACUCGGAAACACAGAAGGAGCAGGCUUCCUGGUCAUGUGACUUUGUGGGCAGCUACCAUGGCCUGCAGCCCACUAACUGCUGUUUCUCCAGCGAUGGCUCCCUUCUGGCUGUUAGCUUUGAGGAGGUGGUGACUGUGUGGAGUUCUGACACCUGGGGGCUCCUCACCACGCUUUGUCAGCCACCCGGACCCAUCAGGGAGCUUUGCUUCGGUCGGCUGAGCUGCUCCAAAUACCUGCUGGCCACCACCCCCAAGAACCUCCUCUGCUGGAACCUCCUCACCUGCUCAUUGGAGUGGAGCACGCCAAUGGAUGUCCAUCUUCUACGAUCAGACCCCCUGUCUGACAUCAUUGCAGCGUUUUGCCUCCACUCUAAAAGCAGCGACUUGUUUGUUUUCAGACCCAGCGAGCCCCGUCCUCUGUUUACCCAGAAGGCCGUGUGUGAGGGGAAAGUGCAGCGCUGCGUGUUCGCUCCGAGAGCAGAGCCUCUGGACAGCUGUGACGAGAGAUUCCAGUGGUUGAACAGAUCUCGCCUCUACUACUUAACAGAGAAAAUGGAGUUAUUGUCCUUUAGUACCCAGACGGAGGAUGAGAGAAUACUGAAAUCCAGGAAACAGCUUCUUGUGGACGACAGUGUUGCUGUGACGCCGUUCUACCUGUUGCUUGGCAAGCACAGGCGCCAGCAAGAGGAGGAGGACAAGCUGAACUUUAUGACCAAUCAGGUGUCAGAGAGGACCCAGCACCCCCAGACGUCGGUAGCAGUCAAAGAGUUGCUGCACACCCCAGCCCAUGUGCUUCCUGCAGCCUCGUUCCUGUGUUCAAUGUUUGUCAACUCUCUCCUCAUCUCGAACACAGAGAGCAGAGAGGAGAAGCAGCCCUCAGAAAAGGAUGAAGACAGUGACAAAGAGGAAGAUGAUUCUGAGGAGGAAAUGGAAACUGGUGACGGUCAGCAGGAGAUCCGGACUCAGGGCUCAGUAGAAGAGGCGCCGCCAAAGCUUUCCAAAGCAGAGGAGAAAGAGCUGAGGAGAGUGAGAAAGACUGACUUCAGCUGGGUCACAAGCCUCAGCAGCUCUUAACUAUGAACCCACCAUCUUAUGAAACGCACACACACACACACACACAUUUACCACAUACACAGAUAGAGCCAAUGGAUUUUAUUUUAAUUCUUGUUUUGUAAUUUUGCAAAAACAAAUGCUUUCAAACAGCAAAGCCAUUGAAUCAAAUCACAUGUUUAAACCCAUCCUGUUCCAUAAACACAAACAUUACCUUCACUGCACUCCGCUUCACUAAAAACUGGUGGAAUGCAAGAAAUGUGGUUGGGUUUGUGUGGAUUGCAACAUCUGUUUUUUAUUCUUGUUAUUUUUAUUAUUUCUUGUUGUUUUGAAGUAUUUAGAGACAGGAUUAUGAGUAAAAAGGGAGCUCUGGGGUCUGAAUUGCAUUUGUAACUCAAACAUAUGUCAAAAAAACAAAUGUGUAUCAAACAUAAUUUAUAAAAAAAAAAAUUGAACAAAAAAAAAGU
Molecule: messenger RNA, 2982 nt
Organism: Astyanax mexicanus (Mexican tetra)
Lineage: Eukaryota; Metazoa; Chordata; Actinopteri; Characiformes; Acestrorhamphidae
Gene: wdr75
Product: WD repeat domain 75
Exons: 21
Coding region: 41-2539 (832 amino acids)
Biological process (GO): positive regulation of transcription by RNA polymerase I; positive regulation of rRNA processing
Cellular component (GO): nucleolus
Molecular function (GO): protein binding; RNA binding
Source: RefSeq, a predicted model, not a curated record